Messenger RNA from Williopsis jadinii, 831 nucleotides. RefSeq lists its product as uncharacterized. The transcript has a single exon. The record is from RefSeq and is a predicted model, not a curated record. Lineage: Eukaryota; Fungi; Ascomycota; Saccharomycetes; Phaffomycetales; Wickerhamomycetaceae. The annotation marks the transcript as partial.
AUGCUUUCUGUCAAAUUAUUAAGCACUGCUGUUUUAACACUUUCAACACUAGCAGCUGCACUUCCAGAGCCAGCUGCUCUUGCUAUAUCAGACGAAGGUACUUGUGCGACUUCCGCUUGCCGUACCUCCUGUAACUUAAUGAUCAUCGGCGGUACACAAUGCACAUCAAACACAACUAAUCCAUACGCUGGUCCAUAUGACACAGACUGUCUGUGUUCUUCAAAUUCCAACUUGAUGAGAAACUACGCUGCUUGUUUGGAGUGUGGUUGGACUCUAUGGAACAACUACGGACCAUAUGCUUCAUCUGCUUUGGCUGCUUGUGGCUUACCAACUGAACCAACUGGUACUGUCUCAUGCUCUACAGCAGCAACUACAACAGUAGCCAAUUGUAUCGAAGAAGGAAACUGUUUGAUCACUAAUGCAGCCCCAGUACAAACUGUGAAGACUACCGCAGUUGACAAACCAGCCUACACUGUUAAGACAACUUCAAAGGCAUCUUCAGAGACAUCAUCUACCACUAACCUUGGUGCGCCAGCCUACGCUGUUACUUCUGUUGUCAAAGCCCAAGACACUACCACACUUGCUGCUGCUUACACUGUUAGAACCACUGGUUCUUCUCAAGGCACCACUACUCUUGCAGGUGCGCUCACUGUAAGCACUACUUCUAGCGAGGGUACUACGAACUUGGGUGCUCCAGCUUACGCCGUUAAGUCUGCUGUUAAGUCGUCUUCAUCUGCCAACGCUGAAGCCACCACUACUCUUGCAGGUGCCUUCACUGUAAGCACCACAUCUGCAGAGGGUACUACCAACUUGGGAGCUCCAGCUUAUGCU